Vicugna pacos (alpaca) is the source of this 2288-nucleotide messenger RNA. The record is from RefSeq and is a predicted model, not a curated record. NCBI's taxonomy places the organism in Eukaryota, Metazoa, Chordata, Mammalia, Artiodactyla, Camelidae.
CCUUUUUAAAUUUGUAUGAUACUGGGAAGGAAUGACUAUUUUCUUAAACAGGAAAAUGCCACUUAUCUCUGUUACAGAAUUUAUAUUACUAGUGUGACAUUUAGUAGUGUACCGGCAUUUACAUGUGUUCCAUCCUCCCUCCUGCUGUUCUCCAAGUUGGAGUGCUUAAUACAGUUGGUGAGAGCUGGAGCCACGCUGGAUGUCUCCACCACGCGGUACGCGCAGACCCCGGCCCACAUCGCCGCUUUUGGGGGACAUCCUCAGUGCCUCGUCUGGUUGAUUCAAGCAGGAGCCAGCAUUAACAAACCGGACUGUGAGGGUGAGACUCCUAUUCACAAAGCGGCUCGCUCUGGGAGCCUGGACUGCAUCAGUGCCCUGGUGGCUAACGGGGCUCAUGUCAACCUGAGAAAUGCCAGUGGCCUGACGGCAGCAGACAUUGCUCAAACCCAGGGUUUCCAAGAGUGUGCCCAGUUUCUCUUGAACCUCCAGAAUUGUCAUCUGACCCGUUUCUGUGAUAACGGCCCCUUAAACGGGGGCCGUCCGAAUUUACUUACUAGCCACGUUAGUGUGGGAGCAAAUCGCAAGCGAUGCUUGGAAGAUCCGGAGCCCUUUGGAGUGAAGAAGGCGAGAACCACAGCUCAAAGCUCGGAAGACUCCAUGCCAGUCGUGAACGGCGAGGCAGAAGACGAUGCUGACAAGAUGCUCGUCGAUAGAGAGUUUGCUGUUGUAACAGAUAUGAAAAACAGUAGCUCCGUAUCGAAUACAGUGACUAAUGGAUGUGUCAUCAAUGGACAUUUGGACUUCCCCUGCUCGACACAGCUCAGUGGGAUGGAAAGCAGGAAUGACCAGUGCUUAACAGGACCUAACGGAAUUGGCAGUGGGUUAGUUCCAGGACCGCCAUUUCCGCGUAGCGGGGGCUCCCCCGGUGUCAGUGGGGCGGAGGAGCCAGAGAAGAUGGUGAGCGCCAGCGCCGAGAUGUGCGGGUCCCUGCACCUGAACGGGAGUCCGAGCAGCUGCGUGGCCAGCAGACCUUCCUGGGUGGAAGACAUAGGGGAGAAUCUGCACUACGGACACUACCACGGCUUUGGGGACACUGCCGAGAGCAUCCCCGAGCUGAGCAGCGUCACGGAGCACUCCCGCUCCGUGGAGGUGGAGGAGGGGUACGCCAGCGCCGUGCUGGGCGCCGCGCACCUGUACCACGGCUCCUAGGCCGCGCCGGCCGCCGCGAGGGGCGCCCCCGCCCGGCUGCUUCUGUCCCUGCGCCUUCGGGCGGAGCGAGCUCUCGCGUGGCGGUCCCCGUGAGCCCUCGUGGGAGGGGCGGCGCUGCGUCGGGGCGCGGGGGUCCUUCCGCGGGGUAGUGGGCCUCUUUCAGGACGCACUUUCGGAAUUUAGUUUUUCUGCUGUCAGUCUCAACAUUUCCUUUCGCACAGUGUCACCGUAAGUUGUCAUUUCUCCUUUGUCCACUUAAGUUGUAUCUCAUCAGGAUAAAUUGGAGGCAGUAUAUGAGAUGCUUGGUAAUUGACCCAAACGGCACAGCGGCAUCGUUUUGGUAAGCUUGCUUUGACUCUUCCCUGUGGAGUUUCGACAGAGGACAGAGAUUUCCCUAUGCAAGGUACAGCUUUAGAAAGAUUUCUCGCAGUGAUUUGUACGGAGAAAAGAACGUUUGUCUUUUUCCAAGUCUUCAUUGAGACUUGGCUGCUGGCCGUGUGGUGACGGUCUCACCUGUAGACGCAGUGUUCGGGGGCGUGAGUGGCCCCUUCCCCACGGGGCGGCUGCUGCGCUGGAUUUCACUGGCAGCGCGCAGCCGGGGACUGACUGCUGGCGGAGGCGUUCUUGCUCCACAGGUCCUGCUUGGUCUCUAGGGCCUUUACCGCAGGGAGCGGCUGCCUCUAUGGGCCGUGGACGUUGCUCUUUGCAGGGACUGUCAGGUCGACACAUUUAACUGACUCUUUUGACUCAUGUUUUCUUCUUUCCUUGUUUUUGUUUUCUGGGGGGUUUCUGCUUUUAAAUAUAUACCACUCCGUAUAUCCAGUUAACUGAGAGAAUUUUGGGUCUCUCAUAAUAAAACCGCAGUAAGUUUGUGGUUUUAAAGCAGUUAGCUUCUGUUUAGGCAACUAGUGGUCACACUGCGCAGAUAGUGCCGUGGGUUUCUACUUUUCUGAUUUUUGUAAUAAAAAUUGGUGACAAUAGAGAAAAUGUCAAGUGAACAAACCAAUGUUCUCCGAGUGCUACUAACAUUUUGUUUUUAAACUGUUCUUUACAAAUUGAAUAAAAACUCUCACACUUGG